Messenger RNA from Exophiala oligosperma, 1719 nucleotides. RefSeq lists its product as uncharacterized. Gene Ontology annotation, molecular function: zinc ion binding; DNA-binding transcription factor activity, RNA polymerase II-specific. The record is from RefSeq and is a predicted model, not a curated record. Gene Ontology annotation, biological process: regulation of DNA-templated transcription. Bases 1 to 1719 code for a protein of 572 amino acids. The transcript has 2 exons. NCBI's taxonomy places the organism in Eukaryota, Fungi, Ascomycota, Eurotiomycetes, Chaetothyriales, Herpotrichiellaceae.
AUGAUCCGGAUUGGAACUGAGAAGGUGCGGACAGGCUGCGUAACAUGCAAGCGGCGCAGGGUAAAAUGCGACGAAGGUCGUCCUCGAUGUGCCCGAUGCAUCAAGGCUGGUCGUGCAUGCGAAGGUUAUACCUCCAUCCCGGGCCGUCCGGGUCAUGGCGAGGCGUUCAAAUUUGUAGUCUACACACCAACUCAGGGACAACUACUCUCGACCGACCCUGAUCUCGACUGGUCCGAACGGCGGUCACUCAGCUUCUUCCAGGAUCGGACUGCGCUCGAGCUGUCCGGGUCGUUUCAAAGCGACUUCUGGUUCUCCACAAUUCUCCCGCUCGCUCGACAAGACCCAGCGGUGCGACAUGCACUGAUCGCGUUGAGUAGUAUGCACGAGCAUUAUGCGGGAGUAGAUCACUUCGCACCCCCCAGUGGCCUCGAUUUUGCACUAGACCAUUACGGCAAGGCCAUACGAGAGCUAGUGCGGCUCAACAACCAGAAACAUGGGGAGGGCCGCUUCGAUUGUGCAUUGGUGACGUGUGCCUUGUUUUCCUCCUUCGAGUCUCUCCAGGGCCACUAUCAUACCGCUUGCAAGCACGCGAUCUCCGGCAUGAAGAUGCUUGCCGAAGAUCAACGUCAGAGCCACGACUGCUCCGACACUAGCCUGGGACCGAGAACGAUGCGCAAUUCCCGCUUCGAAUUGACGCGCUUCUUUACGGCCAUGAGCCGACAGAUGCUUGAGAUUGGAGACUCGAACUUCAGUGGACCGCGGCCAUCUAUAAUCUGGGGCGCACCAUCCAUGCCUGAACGGUUCGCCUCGUACGAGGAUGCCUUACUACAUAUGGAAGUGCUCUUGACUCGGCUGAACGACUAUGCCAAUCGAGUGGACGAGCUCGCUAAGGCUGGUCCCGUCCCGGACGAGAUGGCAAACAACUUCAUGUUCGAAUUCGUCUCUAUCAAGGAUCAUGCAAUAAGAUGGAGUGCGAUGUUUGACGUACUGAACUCCGAGCAGCGACAGAAUGCAAGUCAAGAUUCGACACCCGAGUCAACUUCUUCCAGCGAAAAGCCAUCCUCAAUUUCAGGGCGUACUUCGACCAUCCCACCCGCCGCGUUGUUGCUCCAGGCAUAUCAGUCAUUACUGGUUGGGUUCUUGCAGCGGGUCGAAGUCAACGAUGAGACUGUUUUGGACAACUACGCCUCAGAUUUUGAAACCUGCUUAGAUUUAUGUGAGGCAUUUCUCAAGCAGACAUCUCACAUCGUCACGCCCGAACCUAUUCCGGUACAGCCCUCUCAGACACCGAAAAUGGCACGCCCAUCAUACUCCCUAGCCCUAGGCGUGGUGGCGAUCAUGUUUGUAGUCGCUACUCGUGGAACUAACAUGUCAAGUCGAGAACGUGCGAUUCGUCUCCUCAAGUCAUGCCACCGACGCGAAGGUUUCUGGGACUCAUGGAUUGCUGGAGAGCUCGCAGACCGCAUAUACCGAAUCCAAGCCAUGGUCAAUAAGAAGUUUGGAGAUUCGGCUCAAAUUGGUUGCAAGUUGCUGGAUGUCAGUUUCCUGCCGGACAGGAAAUGCGUCCUACGGUAUACUUUGAGCAAGCCUCGUCCUCUGGGACACGAGCAUGUUGUAUCACCUGGAAUAUGGGUCGGACCAGUGUCAGAGACUAUGGAUGAAAACAAGGUAUAUUAUGAGAGUUUGGAGUGGGAUGCGAUGAGGACGUGGAAAUCUUAG